Ornithorhynchus anatinus (platypus) is the source of this 3081-nucleotide messenger RNA. RefSeq names its product twinkle protein, mitochondrial-like. The coding region runs from base 79 to 2178 and encodes 699 amino acids. Gene Ontology annotation, molecular function: ATP binding; single-stranded DNA binding; 5'-3' DNA helicase activity. NCBI's taxonomy places the organism in Eukaryota, Metazoa, Chordata, Mammalia, Monotremata, Ornithorhynchidae. The record is from RefSeq and is a predicted model, not a curated record. Gene Ontology annotation, cellular component: mitochondrion. The transcript is spliced from 5 exons. Gene Ontology annotation, biological process: mitochondrial DNA replication.
UGCUGUGCGCUCAAUAAAUACGAUCGGACGGAAGGGGGGCGGGCGUCGGUGGUUCUGGGUCAAGAGGGCGGGGCCGCCAUGGCCGCCCAACGGCCCGUCGCGCGCCACCGCCGGAAGUGGGCGGCUCCGGGCGCGAGGAGGGAGGGACUUCCGGUUUGGGGGCGCUCGCGAGCCCUGCCCGGCGGAGGAGGUUCCACUUCCGGGGCGAAGGGCGAAGGACUGUCCGGUCCUGCCCUCUGCGGUUGCCCCUUGGCCAUGCGGGGCUGGGCCCGGGCCGUGGUCGCCCCGCUCGGGGCCCGGCGCCCCCCUUGCCGCGCCUUCCGGAGGGAGGCCCCGGCGACCCCGACCGUGGCCGAGCUCCGCCGCUACCUGCGGGCCCGCGGCAUCCCCUUCCACGACGGCCACUGCUGCCUCCGCGUCCCCAGCCCCUUCGCCGGCCGGGAAGGGGAGGCCGCCCGCCGCAGCCUGUGCAUCGACAAGACGACGGGCCGCUUCCUGUGCACCGCCAGCCUGGCGGAGGGCAGCUGGCGGGACUUCCAGGCCCACGUGGAGCCGCCGGGGGAAGGGGCCGCGGAGCCGCCGGGGGAGCCGGUCCUGGGCGAGGCGGAGGCGGAGGACGUGCGGCGCCUGUGGGCCCGGGCCCUGCCCCUCUGGGAGCUGCCGGACGGGGAGGCCGAGGAGGAGGAGGAGGAGGCUCCCCGGGCCGCCUUCGGCCUGUCCCGCCUGUCGGACGCGACGCUGAGGCGCUUCUCCGUGCGCUACUUGCGCGGGGCCCGCAGCCUCGUCUUCCCCUGGUUCUGCCCCCGUAGCGGGAGCGGGCUGCGCGGGCUGAAGCUGCUGGCGGCAGAGUGCGAGGGCGACGGGGUCCGCUACGUGGAGACCACCCUGCCGCGGCCGGCCGCCUAUCUGAACCUCUUCGGCCUGCCGCUCAUCGGCCGCCGGGACGCCGAGGUGGUGCUGACCGGCCGGGAGCUGGACAGCCUGGCCCUGCACCAGGCCACGGGGAAGCCCACGCUGGCCCUGCCCCGCGGCACGGCCUGCCUGCCCCCGGCCCUGCUCCCCUACCUGGAGCCUUUCAAGCGCAUCGUGCUGUGGCUGGGCGACGACCUGCGCUCCUGGGAGGCGGCCAAGCUCUUCGCCCGCAAGCUGAACCCAAAGCGCUGCUGGCUGGUGGUGCCCGGCGAGCAGCGGCCUCGGCCCCUGGACGCCCUAGCCCGGGGCCUGAACCUGCCCCGCAUCCUGGACGCGGCCCAGCCGGCCGGUAGCCCCAAGGGCAUCGACUCCUUACACCAGAUUCACAAUCAGCUGCUGGGGAACCCGGUCAACGCCGAGCAGGUGGCCGGUGUGCGGUGGAGCCGCUUCCCGGACCUCAGCCGCCUCCUGAAGGGGCAUCGCAAGGGAGAGAUCACAGUCCUCAUAGGGAGUAUGGGCAGCGGGAAGACGACGUUCACUGGCGAGUAUUCCCUGGACCUGUGCAUGCAGGGCGUCAGCACACUGUGGGGCAGCUUCGAGAUAGGCAUCGCGCGACUGGCCAAAGUCAUGUUCACCCAGUUCUCCCGGGGGCGGCUGGAAGAAGAGCCGGACCAAUACGACGCCUGGGUUGACCGGUUCGAGGACCUCCCGCUCUACUUCAUGACCUUCCACGGGCAGCAGAACAUCAAGACUGCGCUGGACACCAUUUGCCAUGCCGUCUAUAUGUACGACAUCCGCCACGUUGUCAUCGACAAUCUGCAGUUGGUGACGGGCCAAGGCCGCCGGUCAGCAGACAGGCUCACGGCCCAGGACACCGUCCUCGGGGCGUUCCGAAGGUUCGCCACCGACAGCGGCUGCCACGUGACCCUGGUCAUCCACCCCCGCGAAGAGGACGACGACAGAGAGCUUCAGGCAGCGUCCCUCUCCGGAUCGUCCAGGGCCAUCCAGGAGGCAGACAACGUCCUCAUCCUCCAGGACAGGAAGCUGGUAACGGGACCGGGCAAGCGCUACUUGCAGGUGGCCAAGAACCGCUUUGACGGGGCUGUGGGCACCUUCCCACUGGAGUUCUGUAAGACCUCGUUGACCUUCUCGCCCCUGGCUAAAGCCAAGGGCAAGGCUCGGCUCAAGAAGAUGAAAGAUGGCAAAAAUUUGGCCUCCCCCAAGGCCCAGGGGGAUAGUAAGGAGGACACCCCAGGCAAGCUAUGAGGUCAGCUGUUCCUGAAUCCCACCGGCCAUGCUGCUACCACCCCUCGCUUAGAGCUGGAGCUCUGGGACGGGAAGCAAUGGGCCUUGGGUGAUGGGAGGGUGCUUGUGUCUACCUGCCCCUAAAGAACGACACCCUUGCCACCCUUUGCUACCGGGGGUAGGCGUUAUCCUCGUCUCACUGACAGUUUCUGGGUCCCCUCGCCUUGGGUGUUCUGGAGCCACCAGUAUGACCCUGGGCCUUGAGGGCAGGCACAGCAAAUCCUUCUGUCUUCUUGGACAGUGGUCGACAGACCGUCAACCAUGAGGUUGGCCCAACUGCAGGGGCUUGGGGAGCUGAUCUUCUCUAGGCUGGCCGCACCACAAGGGCGCUGAGGCCCAGAGCUUGGGGAAGGUUUGCAGCUCCUCAGAGCAUGGAAACGGGGUAACAGGAGACCCAGAACCACAGGGGGGAUAGGUGGUGGAAGCAAGAGGGGUGGGGGCUCUGAGUUGAGGCCUGCAUACACACACACACACACACCACACCCCACCCCACCCUUAACCUCCCCAAUCCUUCCCAAGAUGGAUUGGGGGCUGUCAGGGUUGCAGCCACUGAGGGAAGAGGGAUGUGACUGAGACAGACCAGGGAGCUCCGCCUUCUGCUCGCAGAAACUUGGUGGAAUUUUCAGGUGGUUUUUUUUAGAAGAACAAAGAGAUCCGGUCUUUUGGAUGCCUUGUGGAAAUGGAAGUGGUCAAGCGCCGUGGUAGGGAACAGGCCCCUGUUCCUGUGAAUUCAGCCUGGGCAACCCAACCCCUCCUAAAGACCCGAAAAUGGUACCGAGUCUUGAGGAGCUUCCGAAGAAGAGCCCAGAUUUGUCCCCUUGCGGAGUCUCAUUUUUUUGUUGAAAAAGUUGGAUUUUUAGCCUC